AUGGAGCGGAUGAAAUCCCUAGCGAGGAGUUUCGUGUACUGGCCCAACAUCGAUGAUGUCGUCGAAGACUACGUCCGCUGCUGUAGAUCCUGUGCUGAAGCUGCUAAGUCACCACGCAAGACGGACCUGGAGUCGUGGCCCAUUCCAUCGAAGCCGUGGGAACGAGUCCAUAUUGAUUAUGCUAGCCCAAUCAAUGGAUACUACUACUUUCUGGUAAUCGACGCAUAUUCAAAAUGGCCAGAAAUCUAUCGCACUCGAAGCACAAGUACAACAAAGACACUGGAGAUGCUAGACGAGAUAUUUGCAAGAUACGGCAAUCCCAAAACUCUCGUCUCGGAUAAUGGAUCGCAAUUUGUUAGCGCCAGAUUCAAGCAAUUCUGUGAAGAAGCUGGAAUCACCCACUUAACGAUUGCGCCCUACCAUCCACAGUCUAAUGGACAGGCUGAGCACUCAAGAGACACGCCCAAUCGAAGUGCUCCUGAUCAUAAGUCUCCUGCAGAGCUUUUCCUUGGUAGACCCAUCACUACUACUCUGGAUCUGCUCAAACCCCGGAAGACACCGACACCAGCUGUAAACAGUAAGCAAAAUAACCAGUUCAAUCGACACCAUGGCACCGUUAAGAGAGAGUUCUGCACUAAUGAUUUGGUGUAUGCAGAGGUUCAUCAUCGCAAUCAAGUCUCCUGGGUUCCUGGCAAGGUGAUCGAGAAGAAAGGUUCCGUCAUGUAUGCUGUCCUCCUGGAAUCCGGUCGUCUUAUCCGUUCUCAUACGAAUCAGCUACGACAGCGUCAUCUGGAAUCCUCUAGUGAUGCUACCGAGACAAGUUUGCCAUGGACUAUGCUGCUUGAGGAAUUGGGUAUGCAAGAUUUGUGUACCCCAUGCCCCAAUGAAACUGCCGAUCCUGAUUUGGAAAAAGCUCAACAACCACCUGAAGUACUGCCCGAGAUGCCACCCUCAGGUCAACAACCACCUGAAGUACCACCUCCUACCGAACCAACAUUGGAUCAAGAAGAGGUUCCAGUCCCUGAAGCCGUUGUUGAAGUCAUUGAACCACAGUGCUCCAAUCAACCCGUUCCUAACCGUAGGCUUCCAGCAUGGCUUGCACCGUACGAUCUCUUUUAA
Messenger RNA from Toxorhynchites rutilus septentrionalis, 1119 nucleotides. RefSeq lists its product as uncharacterized. Gene Ontology annotation, biological process: DNA integration. Bases 1 to 1119 code for a protein of 372 amino acids. The transcript is spliced from 2 exons. The record is from RefSeq and is a predicted model, not a curated record. NCBI's taxonomy places the organism in Eukaryota, Metazoa, Arthropoda, Insecta, Diptera, Culicidae. Gene Ontology annotation, molecular function: nucleic acid binding.